This is a messenger RNA of Vicia villosa (hairy vetch), 2221 nucleotides long. Its product is annotated as E3 ubiquitin-protein ligase PUB23-like. Bases 95 to 1426 code for a protein of 443 amino acids. Lineage: Eukaryota; Viridiplantae; Streptophyta; Magnoliopsida; Fabales; Fabaceae. The transcript has a single exon. Gene Ontology annotation, biological process: protein ubiquitination. Gene Ontology annotation, molecular function: ubiquitin protein ligase activity. The record is from RefSeq and is a predicted model, not a curated record.
UUGAAUAUGAAAACUAUAAAUAACAACACCAUCAUCACCUUUCUCUCUCUCAAAUCAAACCAUUUUCUCAACUCUCCACCAAAAGGCAACAACAAUGAAUCAAGAGAUUGAUGUUUCUCCAUUUUUUCUAUGCCCUAUUUCACUUCAACUCAUGACCGAUCCGGUUACUGUCUCUACUGGCAUAACCUACGAUAGACAAUCCAUUGAAAAAUGGCUCUUUUCUUCCCAAAACAAUACAUGUCCUGUCACUAAACAACAACUCUUACAUGAUCAUCAAAAUCUCAUUAUUCUCACACCGAACCACACUCUUCGUAGACUCAUUCAAGCUUGGUGCACCAUUAACUCCUCUUAUGGCGUUGAAAGAAUUCCAACCCCAAAACCACCAACAACAAAAACCCUUAUAGAGAAACAUCUCAAAGAAGCUUCUGAUUCUUCAGAUUCACCUCAUUUGCUCAUUCAAUCCCUCAAAAAGCUCAAAGUAAUCGCUUCGGAGAGCGAAACAAAUCGACGGUGUAUCGAAUCUGCCGGUGCUGUAGAGUUCUUAGCAUCAAUAGUAACAAAAAACAACAUAAGAUGUUCAUCUUCAUGUUCAACAGCAGAAUUAUCCGAAACCACCAUUCUUGAUGAUGAUGAUGAUAUGGAAGGAUUUGCAUUAGACUUUAAUAUUAAUGCAGAAGAUGAAGCUAUAUGCAUCCUUUACAAUCUUCAUUUAACAGAACAAGGUUUGAAAACUCUCUUAAACUUCAAAAAUGGAGAAUUCUUAGACUCUUUAAUGAGAUUACUACAAAAGGGUAAUUACGAUUCAAGAACAUACGCAGUUUUUUUGUUGAAAUCUAUGUCAAAGGUUGCUGAUUCGUCAAAACUAGCCAAUCUAAAAACCGAGUUUUUUGUCGAACUAGUUCAGCUUCUUAAAGAUCAGAUAUCAAAAAAAGCCUCAAAAUCAACCCUACAAACGUUAAUUCAACUCGUUGAAAUCGGGAGAAAUAGAGUAAGAGCAGUGGAAUCAGGUUGUGUUCAAGUUUUGAUAGAACUUCUUCUUGAUUGUAAAGAAAGGAAGCCAUGUGAGAUGAUUUUGGUGCUUUUGGAGAUGUUAUGUCAAUCUGCUGAUGGAAGAGCUGAACUUUUAAGCCAUGGAUGUGGUUUAGCUAUUGUUUCAAAGAAGAUUUUGAGGAUUUCAACAAUGGCCAAUGAUAGAGCAGUGAGAAUUCUUCUAUCUGUUGCAAGAUUCUCUGCAACACAUAUAGUUGUUCAAGAAAUGUUGCAAAUAGGAGUUGUUGCAAAGCUUUGUUUGGUUCUUCAAGUUGAUAGUGGAAAUAAGGCUAAGGAGAAAGCAAGGGAGAUUCUUAAACUUCAUGCAAAGUCUUGGAGGAAUUCUCAUUGUGUACCUACUCAAUUGCUUUCUUCUUAUCCAUCAUCAAGUACUUGAAAAAUUAGAGGGUCUUUUUUACAUUGUUUAUACCCUUUUUUCUUUAUUAAUUUUUUUGUAUAGAAAAUAGAUUUGUUUAAAGAAGGUUGAUUAGAUGGAACAAGGGAUAGGUCUGGAGCCUGGACAUAAAAGGAUACUUUCCAUAUGAAGAAUGGGUUGGAAACAAAUUGGGGUUGUUUAUUGUGAAUUAGUGCUGAUACAACAAAGUUUAUCAGGACAAUUUUGUUACUUGUUUUAAUGUAAUUUGUUUUUGAGUUUUACUUAAAUUUGUGUUGCUUAAAAUGAUGUAAGCAUUCAUUACGAAGUGAUUAGUAUUAUGAUACUAUAUUUAGUUUUACUUAAAUUUGUGGGAUGCGGUCAACGGUUAGAUGAAUUUUGAGAGAUUGACACAAUAUUCUGGUGAGAGAUAUUUUGUAAUGUAGAGAAAAAUGGGUCUGCUUACUCUUCAUGCAAUACUUGUUUAUUUUGCUAUUGGGCUUUGUUGCCGACUUAGAACAAUUGCCCUCGAGCCCUUGUCCAUGUGUUGUAGCGCGAGAGUUAGUGAAAUAUGUUGUUAACAGGCCAUGGCAUCUGCGGGUGUGGACAUCUUAGAUGAAACGUUGCUGCUUUAGGGGAAUGGAUGCAUUAAGUGCUACUCUUGGAAGUUGUAACGCAUUGCUGAGAGAUUGACACUUUUAACUGACAAACAGCAACAGUACUCCUCCUUAGAUUGCUUGAGUGCUUUGUUCAGAGAAGAUAUCUACCGUUAGUGGUGAGUUUUUGAUCGCAUGACCCUAAGUGAUCGAGCAGGGUAUA